AAAACGUUUUGGAACUGGACAGAGGUGCCGGUUGCACAAUACUGUGAAUGUACCGAAUGUCACUGAAUUGGACAUUUUUAAUGGUUAAUUCAAAGUUACAUGAGUCUUACCUCAAUAAUAAAAAAAAAAAUUGGAAGAGGGAGAAGUGGGAGGGGAGAAAGUGGGUCACAUCCAACGACCAUGAUUCUCUGGCCCCUGCUUGCCCCCUGUUAUAUAACAGCUUUAUUGUCAUCAUCUCCCAACAGCUGAUGUCGAUUUGUUUACUAGAACGUAAAAGAGGGCUGUGAGAUUCCAUCCUGUCUCUAGUACUGGUGCUCAGUAGAUGCUGGAAUGAACGAAAGAAUGGUGGCGGGGGUGGAUGGGAUGGAAGGUCAGGUGGGCUUUUGGAUAUUGGGGGUGGAAGGGGCUGCCGGUUUGGAAUCGUUGGCUGAGGAUACAGGGAAAUGGAUCUGAGGAUCAGGAAAAGCCUGGGUUCCUGAUGGUCAAAGGCCUGCAGGAGAUGAGGACAUGAAGGCACCUGGGAACAACUGCUUUUCCCUGGUUCUGCUGAGUGCAGAAGAAGAGGUAGGCUGUGAGGUUGAGUUUGUUGCUACAAGUUGGGGAUUUUGCUGGGUGAUUGCAGUGGAAAGACAAGGAUUUAGGGGAGAAGAGGGCAUUGGUGAUAAAUAGUUCAGGGAGGUGAGGGAAUCUGGGAGGGGUCGGCUCUGGACCUGGAGAAAAUGGAAAGAAGUGAUCCCAGGACUCUAAGACGUGAAGAGCAGGUCGUCAUUGUUGGGAGUGGAGACCGGGACAGCUGACCCGAACAAGAAGAGGUCAGGGGUGUGGGUCAGGUGGAGUGAAGGUGAUGGUCACUGGGCUCCAGGGGGUCACAGUGUUGCAGGCCCAGGGCAGUGAUUUCCAAGAUUUGGUACUCCGGAUAACCUUUUGGGAUAUGGGAAGAAAAUAUGAAAACUUUAACUUUGUUUUUUUCCCUUAAAAGUUAAGCACUUAUGUUUUAGUAAUAUUUACACGUUUAUUAUUUUUAAAUAAAUGAACAUAUAUGAGGGGUGCAUGCUCGCUUUUUACUAAUGGGAUGUGUGGCCAAAAUAGUUGUGAAGAACUUAUUUACGAAACAGGAACAGACUCACAGACUUCAAAAACAAACUUAUGGUUACCAAAGGGGAAAGAGGGGGGAGGUGAGGAGGGAUAAAUUAGGAGUUUGAGAUUAACAGAUACGCACUACUAUAUAUAAAAUAAUCAACAAGGUCCUACUGUAUAGCACUGUAUAGCACAGGGAGCUCUACUCAGUAUUCUGUAAUAAGCUAUAUGGGAAAAGAAUCUGAAAAAUAAUAAGUAUAUGUAUGUAUAUGUAUAACUUAAUCACUUUGCUCUACACCUGAAACCAACACAACAGUGUAUUGAUAAAUCAACUACACUCUAAUAUAAAAUUAAAAUUAAGUUAAAAAAACCCGAACAACAAAAAACCAAUAGUUGUGAAGGCGACUGGUUUGGGAAGUUGGCAGGCCUGGGAUGAUAUCUUUGGGAGUGAUGUCACAUGGGAGACCAGGCCACAUGGCUUGCUGAAACAGAAGCCCCGUGUCUCCUGUGUCUGUCACCAUUCGCCUGGUUGACCAAAUAAGGGUAUCUUCCAGAAAGGGCAUGAGUUUUCCCUGGAGUCACUGGCUCUGUGCAAACCCAUUAUGCACUGUGGAUCACCUUUUAAAAUUGAUCACAACCCAUUUGCCGAAUAUUCCUUGUAGAACCUGAAUACUCAUCAAUGUCGGUUGUUUCUGGAAUCCAUCCCCAACCUCCAACCCAGUGUUUUUUGAAAGUUGGACCUUUUUCUUCUGACUUCCUGGAUAUUCAUUAAUAUUCCCCCCCUCCCCUCAAGAGAUUAUGACCUAGGGGAGUUUUUUUAGGAACCUGGGAUAACGUUUUCCUGAAUCUUGCUAUCUGAAUUGAAAGGAACUCAAGAUCUGAGGAGUCAGGGGCAGGAGAAAUAGAGUGUGGUCCUGAGCAAAGGCAAUCUGGCUUCCAAUUCUGACUGCUGUUAUGAGCGAUGUGCUUCUGGGCAAGUUGCUUAACUUCUCUGACAGCUGCUUUCAUUUUAAAAUUGGAGAGGUGAUUUUCUAUCUGAUAAGGUUAUGGGAAAAAUUAAAGGAGUUACUGACACACGUGGAAGCCCCUAAGCUUGCGGGGACUCAAUAAACGCCAGUUCUUCCUCCUCCUGGGCACCCGUCGUCCCACCCCCAGUCUCCGCCUAUGCUUGCCUCUUGUACAUUUCCGCCCUGGUGGAGGAGACAGAUGAGAACAAAGGGUGAAUCGCUAAGACUUCCUGCUGAGCUGGUUUAAAGGAGUGAUUACUGCUCUGUAGUAGACAUUGGAGGCGGAUCCAUCAGGCCAUCAGGAUGGAAACGAGGAAAGGAAAUCGGCUGACGCAGGAGCCCGAGUGAGACGGAGAAACCCACAAGCCCAGCCUACACCAUGAACUUGUGUCUCCUUUCCACACUGUAAGAGCCCGGGGCAGGUGAAGUUGCCAGAGAGCAAUGGCUCUCUUUACUCCGUGGAAGCUGUCCUCUCAGAAGCUGGGCUUUUUCCUCGUGACUUUUGGCUUUAUUUGGGGUAUGAUGCUCUUGCAUUUUACCAUCCAGCAGAGAACUCAGCCCGAGAGCAGCUCCAUGCUUCGGGAACAGAUCCUGGACCUCAGCAAGAGGUACAUCAAGGCGCUGGCAGAAGAAAACAGAAAUGUGGUGGAUGGGCCCUACGCGGGGGUCAUGACAGCUUACGAUUUGAAGAAGACUCUUGCUGUGUUGUUGGAUAACAUUUUGCAGCGCAUUGGCAAGUUAGAGUCAAAGGUGGACAACCUCGUAAUCAAUGGCACAGGGACGAACUUGACCAACUCCACCACAGCUGUUCCCAGCUUGAUAGCACUUGAGAAAAUUAAUGUGGCAGAUAUCAUUAAUGGAGCUCAAGAAAAAUGCGUAUUGCCUCCUAUGGAUGGCUACCCCCACUGCGAGGGGAAAAUUAAGUGGAUGAAAGAUAUGUGGCGCUCGGAUCCCUGCUACGCAGAAUACGGAGUGGAUGGGUCCACCUGCUCUUUUUUUAUUUACCUCAGUGAGGUUGAAAAUUGGUGUCCUCAUUUACCUUGGAGAGCAAAAAAUCCCUACGAAGAAGCUGAUCGUAAUUCAUUGGCAGAGAUUCGUACGGAUUUUAAUAUUCUCUACAGUAUGAUGAAAAAGCAUGAAGAAUUCCGAUGGAUGAGGCUACGGAUCCGGCGAAUGGCUGAUGCGUGGAUCCAGGCAAUCAGGUCCUUGGCAGAGAAGCAGAAUCUUGAAAAGAGAAAGCGGAAGAAAGUCCUUGUUCACCUGGGCCUCCUGACUAAGGAAUCUGGAUUUAAGAUUGCAGAGACAGCUUUCAGUGGUGGCCCUCUUGGUGAAUUAGUUCAGUGGAGUGAUUUAAUUACAUCUCUGUACUUACUGGGCCAUGACAUUAGGAUUUCAGCUUCACUGGCGGAGCUCAAGGAAAUAAUGAAGAAGGUUGUAGGAAACCGAUCUGGCUGCCCAACUGUAGGAGACAGAAUUGUUGAGCUCAUUUAUAUUGAUAUUGUAGGACUUGCUCAAUUCAAGAAAACUCUUGGACCAUCCUGGGUUCAUUACCAGUGCAUGCUGCGUGUCCUGGACUCAUUCGGCACCGAACCAGAGUUCAACCAUGCCAACUAUGCCCAGCUGAAAGGCCACAAGACCCCCUGGGGCAAGUGGAAUCUGAACCCGCAGCAGUUUUACACCAUGUUCCCUCACACCCCAGACAACAGCUUCCUGGGGUUCGUGGUCGAGCAGCACCUGAACUCCAGCGAUAUCCACCACAUUAACGAAAUCAAGAGGCAGAACCAGUCCCUUGUGUACGGCAAAGUGGAUAGCUUCUGGAAGAAUAAGAAGCUCUACUUGGACAUCAUUCACACAUACAUGGAAGUGCAUGCGACUGUUUACGGCUCCAGCACAAAGAACAUUCCCAGUUACGUGAAAAACCACGGGAUCCUCAGUGGACGGGACUUGCAGUUCCUUCUCCGAGAAACCAAGCUGUUUGUUGGACUUGGGUUCCCUUAUGAAGGCCCGGCUCCCUUGGAGGCCAUCGCAAAUGGAUGUGCUUUUCUGAAUCCCAAGUUCAACCCACCCAAAAGCAGCAAAAACACAGACUUUUUCAUUGGCAAGCCAACUCUGAGAGAGCUGACCUCCCAGCAUCCUUAUGCCGAAGUUUUCAUCGGCCAGCCACACGUCUGGACUGUUGACCUCGACAAUCAGGAGGGGGUGGAGGACGCCGUGAAAGCAAUUUUAAGUCAGAAGAUUGAGCCGUACAUGCCAUACGAAUUCACGUGCGAGGGGAUGCUACAGAGAAUCAACGCUUUCAUCGAGAAACAGGACUUCUGCCAUGGGCAAGUGAUGUGGCCGCCCCUGAGUGCCCUGCAGGUAAAGCUUGCUGAGCCCGGGCAGUCCUGCAAGCAGGUGUGUCAAGAGAAACAGCUCAUCUGUGAGCCUUCCUUCUUCCAGCAUCUCAACAAGGACAAGGACUUGCUGAAGUACGAGGUGACCUGCCAAAGCUCAGAGAUGGCCAAGGACAUCGUGGUGCCCUCCUUCGACCCCAAGAACAAGCACUGUGUGUUUCAAGGUGACCUCCUGCUGUUCAGCUGUGCUGGCGCCCACCCCAGGCACCGGAGGAUCUGCCCCUGCCGGGACUUCAUCAAGGGCCAGGUGGCUCUCUGUAAAGACUGUCUCUAGCAGCCACCGGCUCGUCCCCGCACGCACUCUCCUGGGGAAGACGGUGGGCAGAAAUCAUUCGGGGACUUUCGCCAGAGCCUGAACUCUUUUGGCGGGAGGUCUCGAUUUGGUAUUGCUCCCGCUGCGGUCGGAGGAUCACAGCGGAAUUCCCACCAAAACAAAACGAGAGUCGACGUCAGGCCGGGGAGCCUGGCUUCUCCCUGGCACAAAUUCAUUUUUAAUCUUGGAGGAGCUACUGUAGGGAGACUGUCUAUGCAGCUGCUCCAGGGUAGAAAGAGAAUCUCAAGAUUCAUUUAAAUGAAACAAAACCAGAGGAGGAAUUGAGCUAGUUGGAAAGGACUUCGUAUGGGAACAUUCCUAAACCCAUUAACUUAUUUAUUUGGGAGGGAGGGAGGGGGAGCUGGGGAGGGCAGAGAGGGAUUGAUCACGUGUCUUGUAACUUCUUCGAUCUUCCUCUGUUGGCCAUCCACCUUCACUAUAAUAUUACUACUGUCUGCUUUGGGCAGGGUGCACUGUGGGGUUGGUGGCAUGUUUAAGGGCAGCUAUGGGGACCUAGCUCCUCGAAGUGGAUGGUGGCAGAACAGAACAAACCUUGUGUGCUUGCCACACGGCAGCUAGGGCACGGGCAGCCCCUGGCGUGCGGGGAUAUGCCUGUGUGGUCCAGAGAGCCCACAGGGACCAAAGAUGGGCUGCUUUGCAGCGAGAGGCUCCUUUCCUCUGUCCCACCCCAUCCCCAGCUGAAAACACACUCGCACCCAAACCCACACCCACACCCACAUACAACCUUGGCUGUAAUUUCUGGUUAGGAUUAGAAGAGCUACCCUUGGAGCUCUUGGAGGCCGUGCUCUUUGCCCCUUCAGAGAUUUGUCUUCAAGCUGAGAUUUGGACGGGAGUGAAGCUGGUCUUAGGGACCACCAGAGCUGGGUUCUGGACGGAUGGGCUCGUGUUGUAUUCCCUCUAAUGUCUGAUGUCACUGAAGUCCAGGGAAUGGGGCUCUUGGUGAACCUGAUGCCGGCUCGGGGAGCAGGGGCAGGCCAGGAUGCAUGUGCACUGUCCUGGCCCCUCACCUGUGAGUGUGGGUGCGGCGUGCAAGGGGCAGGAAUGUGAUGCUGGCUUCUACUCCAGGCACAGGUAUUUGUGGGGGGCGGGGGUGGUGAGCCACUUGGCAGGUUGGACCAAACCGUGGAGUCACCCCCCCCCAUCUUUUGUGUGAGUUCCCCCCGGUCCUGCACACCACCCCGUGCCUCAGUGCUGUGCGUGUAAGCAUGUAUGUUUCUGCGAUGCCCCUGGCAUCUCCGUACUGCUAAGAGCGAGCCCUCUUCUCUCUCUGGCGGAAUGGCCCCCUUAUGAGUUGUCCCGUGAUCCGUCCAGACCUCACUCAUGCUUCUGAGUGCCUUGGUCGCCGAGCAGAGCAGCUGGGCAAGGCUAAUGGCCUGGGUGGGCCUUCAGGACAUGAGGUUGAAGUUAGAAUUCUGCUUUCUGAGGACCAGAUGGAGUGUGGAGACUUGAGUUAUGGGAAGUUAGAUUCCGCCUGCUUCUAGAUUCUUCUUGGGUGUAAAAUUAAUAUCGAGCACACAGCCAGCCAUUUUUUCUUAGACCCUCUGUGGGUCUUAAUUGCACCUCCCAUCUUAGAGAAUGGAGGGAGGGAGGAAGGGCAGCCGGGGUCUCCCCGACCCCAUAGGUGGCCCACAUGUGCCAGGGAGAAUGCUGGCGGGGAGGUCUCUCUGCUCUGAGCGCGGAUGCAGGGGCCCGCCCGUCACAGCCUGGCUGAGAAGAGCAAUAAGGAUGGAGGGUGCGAGUGCCUGGGUGCCUUGAAGCUUUGCAAGGGCGGUUUCCCGCAGUGGGAGUGCCAUCCGUGCUGUGGGGAACUGCUUUUCCCUACAGAUGGGACUCCUGGCUGCAGCCUCGCUGGUGGCAAUUUGCUUGAGGGCCCAGGCCUGCAAUUCCUGGGCCGGUGCUGCCCUCUUCUGGGCUCUUCUGGGAGCUUCCAGUGCUGAGGACGUGAGUGCCGGCGUUUGACCAGCAGGGGGAGCCGGCGGGCCGAGACCAGUUUCCCACUCGGCCAGAUAAAGCCAUUUUGCGAGACAGCUGUUACAGCCAACCCAGGAACUCUGAAAGCAAGGAAGUUGGAAAGCCCUGUUCUCAGAAAGAUGCUGUGCCGGGCUUGUGUUCCAGAAGCUGCAGGAUUGUUUGCUGGCUGCCCCUGAGCUCAGGGACUCUCCGCCUUCUGGAGAAUUCCUCUUCUCCUCGUCAGGACUCUAAGGUCAGGCAGCCAGGAGAGCACCUCCCCAAUUUGAAGAUUCCUGUGGCUUCCCCCCAUUUCUAGUAAUGGAAGUAAGCCAGAGCUCUCUGCCUGCAGGGCUGCUGCUCCUGGGGCAAAGAAACCCACACUCCAGUUCUUGAGGGCAUUAUGAACAGAGGCGGCGACACUGAAUGUAUACUGGCUCUCAGGCCUCCACACACGUGGCCCAAGUCUGGUCAGCGACCCAAGAGGACAUUGGGAUAGGGACCUCCAUCUGCCCUGCACAGGAAGGGGUGCGAUUCCUGCCUGCCCUGGGAGAGGAAGGCACCUCUCAGAGUGUGGUCUGGGAGCCUUCGAUGGUUUUGCCGAUGCCAAUCUUAAUAGAAUCCUAAACCAACUAAUUGGUAAUUGAUGACAAUUCCACAGGGAGAGAAAUCCCCAAUCAGGAUUAGUGUCUUCUUGUGCUCUGAGCAUCUCUCAUCUCUUGCCUGGUCUUUAGUUUUCGUACAUUUUUUUCCUAAAAGAUUUGGGAUUUUUUUUUUUUUUUCCCCUCCACUGUGAUCCUAAGUUCUUAAAAAAAAAAAAAAAAAACUCGAGGGAAAACAUUUAAUUUAUUAAAGGAGAGAAAGCUUUCCUUUGAAAUGUAAAGACUUUCGGGAAUAAAAGUUCCUGAAAGGGGAAACACUUCUCCCGCCAGUAAACACCUCAUUUAUUUCUUGUAUGUAAUUCGAUUUGCACAAGUACAAUUGGAGAAGCUUUUUUUGCAUUUUUGCUUAGAUUCGGUUUUGUCACUGCUUAUAGUUUACUUUUUGUGUGUUUUGCUGUAUGUUUGGAGAUAUUUCUUUGGUGAUAUUUAUUUUUUCUCUGAGGUGCCUUUUCACUUUCGGGUUCGUUUUCGGAAUGUGGGGUUGGUUUUUGGAAUCUGGGUUUUGUUGAAGGAAGCUAGCAGACUCCUCCAGCUUGGAGAUAGGACAUGCCCUGGCAUCACUGCGGGCAACUCAGGCUGGGCGCCGGAAAUGCCCUCCAAGCCCCCCCCCGGGGGGCCAUAGUGUAGGGGCACAUACACCCCCAUGAAGCCAUGAGAACCCCCAAGGUCUGACUUCCUCCAGACCAGCCCAUACUUUCCCAGGCUGCUCGGCCAGGUCUUUGGGUUUGGGGACUGCUGGUUGACACGUGCCACCCCGGGAGCUUGGUGAGGUCUGGCUGCAGCAGAAAACCAGCCCUACCUGAGGGGUUGCGCUGAAGGGAAGCAGGCCCUGCUGAACUCAUGGACGCACUGGCCCAAAACCACUUCAUCUGGUUAGCAGGAUGAAGGGGAAGAAAUACGCACCCCCUUUUUUUGUUUCUUUGGCAAACGUGGGGUUCGAUAAAAGUGACUACUCAGCUUCCCGGUAAGCUCACUUUGGGGCGCCCCAGUGCAGCUCACUGGUAGUGAAGCCAUAGACAAAACUGUUCUGUUUAUGGGUGGAUUUGUGCUUUUUAGACCAGACCAAGGCAGGCCACCCCGUUCUCCGAGGUGGUUUACCUAGAUUGUGUAUUUAAUGGGAACAUUGCCACCCUCUCCCAUGCCCCCCGCAAUUCUUGAUUUAAAAAAAAAGGUCUGUUAACGACAGGCUCAGUUGUGUUACUCUCCCAUGCCUGGAAUGUUGUAUUUAUUGAAAAGUAUUUUCAUUUCUACACUGGCUUCACUCUAACCCCAUCCAUCCCUAUGGGGCUGCAGAGCACCUUUGUGUGAAGAGCUGGAUGGAUGUAGAGAGAUUCAGACUUCUUUAGGAAGGUAGGAAUUUCCUAAAGCACAGGGCGGGUUCCUUUCCUUCUUGUGGGCUUCAACAAAAAAAUGGAAAACCAAGUUUUUAUAGCAAAAGGCCAAAUUAGCUGUCUAGUGUCCGAUGCAGAAAAAAACUACCCUAGCUUUCUUAGCACUUAGGGUUUUUGUGAGGAUUCAGUUUAGCAGUGAAUUAGCAGUGUUUAGCAGUGUCUGGCAUAUAGUAAGCCCUAGUGAGUGUUAAAUAUUGUUGUUAUUCGCCUUUCGUAAAAUUCGAGAAAAAAGAGCUGAGCUCACUUCCUAUCCUUGAUUCAAAAGUAAUACCUACGGGAGAAUACUCCCAAGUUGAUAGAAUGUUGUAGGACGUAGUGGUGGAAGAUACCCGAGUCCUGUGUCCACCCUGCUGGUUAAAAUGCACUGACUGGAAAAUAUGCCUGACUGCAGCCCCAGAUGGAACUGGGCCACAAGAAUUAGCAAACUGAACAUAAGAGGGUGACCUCUGGCCACAUGCUGCAGACCGCACCCCACUCAGCUUCUGGAUCCUUCCAGGGUUUUGCUUUGCAGAACUUGGUGAGCUGGAAAUUAAAAUGAAUUCUCUGACAGACUGUCCCCUUAAAGUUACCCAUCUUUCUCUGAAAUGCAAUGAUAGAGGCGUUUCUGUUUUUUAUUGAAGGGGAAAGGAAUGACCAAUUGAACUUAAUCGCUCCCCAGGAAGCCCCUUUUGGCGCCCCCUGCUGGCCAGGGUGGCUCCUGCACUGUCCAGUCCAAGAGGAUCAGGCUCCCAGGCUGGUUAGUUGUCACGUUUCUCUCGCAUUAAAGGUUAUUCUAUGAGGGUGGCGGGGGCGUCUUCAGAGCUCCAAGAGGCUACUCGGGGCUUAAUGUUGUUUUCCCAGAUCACCUGAAUGUCAGUUCGCUUUUUUUUGGGCGGGGGGGGGGUUGGUUUCAGCCUCUUGCUUCCCUAGAUAGGUUUAGAGUUGUAUCUCCUCUCCUAUCUUGGCCCUAUUCUGCAUAGAUUGCAUUUGUGGAAAAUGGAGGACUAUGUUGGAGUCUGGUGUCUUUUUCAGAUCCUUUGGAUUCUCUUCAGCUGAAUCAGCAGUCAUUUAAGAUCGGAACUUACCUUCUUCGAAGCAUCAUUUCCUCUAUUCUUCCCAGAUCUUGUGGAGCCUUCAGAUUACCCCCCAGCCCCCCGCAUCUGGUGAGGCACGACAAAGGGAUGCAAGGGCAGCCGUGCGCUCGUGCGUCGGGCAGGGCCCCGUCUGGGUCCGUGGGGGGCAAGGGUGGUCCUGGAGGCUCAGAGCCUUUGUGGUGCUGGAGGGCUCCCUGGGCCAGCCGGCCAGGAACCUAGCACAGGCAGCCACCUCUGGCACAGCUGAGAUGGAGCAGACGUGGGAUGCCUUUGCUCACCGGCCUGCCCGGGUGAACAAGAGUGGAAGUCUAUGCCAAAGGAGAUGGUGACGUCCUUUCUGCUGUAGUUGCUGUCACAGCCUUGAUGUCUGUAAGCUAAUGGCCAUUCGCGUCUGUGUCUUCAGCCAGCUCCUGGUACAACCAUUUUCUACUGUUCACUUCUGGGGUUAAGUAGUGCGGGAUUCUGCAAAUAAGGUGUUGCUGUCAAAUGUACUGUACCGGCGUAGAGAGCACUGCUUUGUUUUCCACUGUUGUAGAGAAAACUAGGGAGAACUUUAUUUUUCAAUAAACUUUUCUUGUGUGA
Molecule: messenger RNA, 10466 nt
Organism: Orcinus orca (killer whale)
Lineage: Eukaryota; Metazoa; Chordata; Mammalia; Artiodactyla; Delphinidae
Gene: MGAT5
Product: alpha-1,6-mannosylglycoprotein 6-beta-N-acetylglucosaminyltransferase
Exons: 18
Coding region: 2526-4751 (741 amino acids)
Biological process (GO): protein N-linked glycosylation
Cellular component (GO): Golgi apparatus
Molecular function (GO): alpha-1,6-mannosylglycoprotein 6-beta-N-acetylglucosaminyltransferase activity
Source: RefSeq, a predicted model, not a curated record